This is a messenger RNA of Myxocyprinus asiaticus (Chinese sucker), 3601 nucleotides long. RefSeq names its product zinc finger protein OZF-like. Gene Ontology annotation, molecular function: DNA-binding transcription repressor activity, RNA polymerase II-specific. The coding region runs from base 635 to 2275 and encodes 546 amino acids. Gene Ontology annotation, biological process: negative regulation of transcription by RNA polymerase II. Lineage: Eukaryota; Metazoa; Chordata; Actinopteri; Cypriniformes; Catostomidae. The transcript has 4 exons. The record is from RefSeq and is a predicted model, not a curated record.
CUAAUGUAUACUUAGAUGCAAUUGGUCAACCAAGAGGAAUACCACAUACAUUUAAAGCUAGAGAUGAAGUAAAAUCAGGCUUUGAAUCUAUAUUCAUAUGAAUACCAGUUAAUAAGAAUACAGAAUGGAUAAAUUACAUUUAUUACAAUCAGCAAAGAUUCAUCAAUUACACUGAUGAAGCACUGAAGGCCUUAGGAGAACAGCUAGAUGCUACAAGCAAAAUGACAUGGCAAAAUAGUCAGGUACUAAAUUGGCUCCUGGCGGAAAAAGGAGGUGUGUGUGUAAUGUUUGGAGCUGACUGUUGCACUUAUAUCCCAAACAAUACAGCUCCUGAUGGAUCCAUUACUGAAGCAAUGAAGAAGCUGAAAGAUCUGAGGGAAGAGGUGGCUGAAAAUGCAGGAAGAGACCAACAUAAUGGAAACUGGUUUGAUAAGCUAUUUGGAUCCUGGAAAUAAUGGCUUACUAAAGUGGGAAUAAUAAUUGCUGUAGCUUUUGUUAUUUUUGUGUUGUUGUUUUGUUGUGUUGUGCCUCUCCUCAGGUCAAUGCUGGCCAGUGCUGCAGCCAAACAGAUUAUCAAUAUCUACUGACUGCCGGGAUUCCACCAAUAGAAAGAAGCUAGAGGGUCUGUGAAAUAAUGGUGGCAGACAGAAAAGAUGGAAAAGCACGCCUAUUGGCUAAGGUAACAAGAGAGAUGUUCAUCAUGAGAGAUCAGAAGGAUGUAAUCCACGCUGGAGAACAGCAGAUGCUGCAGAUACCAGUGAAGAUGUGUUCAGUGAAGCUGCUGGACUGCAAGAACCUGAUGAAGAGGAGAGGAGAAAUCAAAGUAGAGGAACAACAGACUGAUGAAGAUUGUGAAGAAACCACAGCAGAAGAACAACAGAGUAAAGAUGAUUUUAUUCCUUCAGAGCUGAUGGAAGUGAAAGAGGAACGUCAAGAGCUGAAUGAAGCAGAGGAGAAACAUCAUGAUUUCACAACUGGAGAAAAAUCUUUGAGUUGCUCAAAGACUGAAAAUAAUUUCUCACCAAACAAUCCUCAAAGAAGAGCACCAAAGAAAUCUCUUACCUGCUCUCAGUGUGAAAAGAAUUUCACAUGUAAAAGAUAUCUUAAUGUACACAUGAGAAUUCACUCUGGAGAGAGACCAUACACGUGCCAUCAGUGUGGGAAAGGUUUCACUGUGAAAAGCAACCUUAAUGUACACAUGAGAAUUCACACUGGAGAGAGACCUUACACAUGCCAUCAGUGUGGGAAAGGUUUCACCAUGAAAAACAGCCUUAAUUUACACAUGAGAAUUCACACUGGAGAGAAGCCUUUCACGUGCCAUCAGUGUGGAAAAUGUUUUGCAUAUGCAGUUUCUCUCAAAAAGCAUCUCCGACAUCACUGUAGCAGAGAAAAGCCAUUUGAAUAUAACUGUUGUAAAGCAUUUGUUGAGGAUUCAGACCUAAGAAAACACCUGAAAAUGCACACAAAUGAGAAGCUUUACAAGUGUUCUUUUUGUGGAAAAUGUUUUGAACACCUGUCCUAUUUUAAAGAGCACCAGAAAAUUCAUACCUUUUCCGGAGUUCAUAUGUGCUUUGAAUGUGGGAAGACCUUUACUAGAGUCACUGUUUUGAAACGGCACCAAAUAAUUCAUACUGGAGAAAAACCAUACAAGUGCUCACACUGUGAAAAGAGUUUCACUCAGUUAGAACACCUGAAAAAACACAAGAUAAUUCAUACUGGAGAAAAGCCAUACAAGUGCUCACACUGUGAAAAGAGUUUCACUCAGUCAGAACACCUGAAAACACACGAGAGAAUUCAUACUGGAGAAAAACCUUACAAGUGCUCACACUGUGAAAAGAGUUUCACUAAAUCAUACAAUCUGAAAACACAUGAGAAAAUUCAUACUGGAGAAAAACCUUACAAGUGCUCACACUGUGAAAAGAGUUUCACUCAGUCACAAAACCUGAAAACACAUGAGAAAAUUCAUACUGGAGAAAAACCUUACAAGUGCUCACACUGUGAAAAGAGUUUCACUCAGUCACAAAACCUGAAAACACAUGAGAAAAUUCAUACUGGAGAAAAACCUUACAAGUGCUCACACUGUGAAAAGAGUUUCACUCAGUCACAAAACCUGAAAACACAUGAGAAAAUUCAUACUGGAGAAAAACCUUACAAGUGCUCACACUGUGAAAAGAAUUUCACUCAGUCAAAAGACCUGAAUGCACACGAGAGAAUUUAUACUGUAGAAAAACAGAUGACUGCUCUUCAUGUGGGAAAAGUUUCAAAAAAGCAUUAAGUAAAUUGUGAUAACAAGGGGAUAUCAAGUAAAUUGUUUUAAAUUCGGAUAAACCUACAGAUGGAAUUCCUCCCAAUAGAGCAGCAUCGUCAAAGAUAUUAACAAAGAACAUUUUUCCAAUUAACAAUUUUUAUUAAUUCACAUAUAUGUACACUAUAUUGCCAAAAGCAUUUGCUCACCCAUCCAAAUAAUUGAAUUCAGGUGUUCCAAUCACUUCCAUGGCCACAGGUGUAUAAAAUGAAGCACCUAGGCAUGCAGACUGCUUCUACAAACAUUUGUGAAAGAAUGGGCCGCUCUCAGGAGCUCAGUGAAUUCCAGCGUGGUACUGUGAUAGGAUGCCACCUGUGCAACAAGUCCAGUCGUGAAAUUUCCUCGCUACUAAAUAUUCCACAGUCAACUGUCAGUGGUAUUAUAACAAAGUGGAUGCGAUUAGGAAUGACAGCAACUCAGCCACGAAGUGGUAGGCCACAUAAAAUGACAGAGCGGGGUCAGCGGAUGCAGAGGCGCAUAGUGUGCAGAGGUCGCCAACUUUCUGCAGAGUCAAUCGCUACAGACCUCCAAAGUUCAUGUGGCCUUCAGAUUAGCUCAAGAACAGUGCGUAGAGAGCUUCAUGGAAUGGGUUUCCAUGGCCGAGCAGCUGCAUCCAAGCCAUACAUCACCAAGUGCAAUGCAAAGCGUCGGAUGCAGUGGUGUAAAGCACGCCGCCACUGGACUCUAGAGCAGUGGAGACGCGUUCUCUGGAGUGACGAAUCACGCUUCUCCAUCUGGCAAUCUGAUGGACGAGUCUGGGUUUGGCGGUUGCCAGGAGAACGGUACUUGUCUGACUGCAUUGUGCCAACUGUGAAGUUUGGUGGAGGGGGGAUUAUGGUGUGGGGUUGUUUUUCAGGAGCUGGGCUUGGCCCCUUAGUUCCAGUGAAAGGAACUCUGAAUGCUUCAGCAUACCAAGAGAUUUUGGACAAUUCCAUGCUCCCAACUUUGUGGGAACAGUUUGGGGAUGGCCCCUUCCUGUUCCAACAUGACUGCACACCAGUGCACAAAGCAAGGUCCAUAAAGACAAGGAUGAGUGAGUUUGGUGUGGAAGAACUUGACUGGCCUGCACAGAGUCCUGACCUCAACCCGAUAGAGCACCUUUGGGAUGAAUUAGAGCGAAGACUGCGAGCCAGGCCUUCUCAUCCAACAUCAGUGUCUGACCUCACAAAUGCGCUUCUGGAAGAAUGGUCAAAAAUUCCCAUAAACACACUCCUAAACCUUGUGGAAAGCCUUCCCAGAAGAGUUGAAGCUGUUAUAGCUGCAAAGGGUGGGCCGACGUCAUAUUAAACCCUAUGG